AUGCCAUCUACCAUACCGGCGAAACGUUUGGUUAUGCCAAAUGUCUGGGUUAAAUUAAUUAUGAAGCUUUUCCAUUAUUUCGCGGCUCCCUGGGGCGCCGCGGCGCAUAGUUUGGGAAUCACUGGUCUAGAACACGGGAUUAAGUACGUUCCACCAGGUCUCUUUGACGCUCCGAUCAAAGACUUACACUCCUCGGUCCGGCACCACUUCGCUCUUUCCAACGUUUCUUUCACUCUUCGCCCUGGCGACCGUGUUGGAAUAGUUGGCCGCACUGGUGCCGGAAAAUCUAGUCUCUUAAAAGCACUCUUCCGUCUUGUUGAGCACAUGCCUGGGCAGCAUACGACGCAGGAACUGGCCAAAAGGACUGCAUUCAACGGCGUCACAGGACAGGUUAGGAUCUUCAUUUGGUGGUAA
Molecule: messenger RNA, 414 nt
Organism: Protopolystoma xenopodis
Lineage: Eukaryota; Metazoa; Platyhelminthes; Monogenea; Polystomatidea; Polystomatidae
Source: the annotation of a GenBank genome assembly